CACGCUGGCAAUGGGGUCCUGCUGUGGGGCUUCUGGGAGAGAAACAUGGCAGCACCCGGGCUGCUGCCGGGCAUGGGCUGCCUCUUGGAGAUGCCGGCAGCGCUGGGGCGCGUGAGCCGACCUUACAGCACGUCCCAGGCCUUCGCGGAGGUUCUACGGCUGCCAAAAAGGCAACUAACGAAGCUCGUGUUCCCGUUACAGGAACUCCAGCGGCAGCUCCUCCCGGAGUCGAGGCCAGACCUUCACCUGAAGACUUUCGGCCCGAGCCUGGAAGACAUCGCGAGAGCGGAGACCUUCUUCACCGCCACCGCCCGGAACCGCAUCGAGUACCUAAGCUCUGCGGAGCACCUUGGCCACGCCCCUGCCCUCCCCCGCCCGGAGGGGCACACAAAGAAAAUGAACUUUUUCAAAGUUGGAAAAUAUUUUACAUUGGUGGACAUGCCAGGUUAUGGCUACAGAGCACCUGAAGAUUUUGUUGGCAUGGUAGAGACCUAUCUAAAAGAAAGAAGAAAUUUGAUGAGAACAUUUUUGUUAGUGGAUAGUGUUGUCGGAAUUCAAAAAGCAGACAAUAUUGCCAUAGAAAUGUGUGAAGAAUUUGCAUUACCUUAUGUGAUGGUAUUAACAAAAAUUGACAAAUCUUCCAAGGGACAUCUUUUAAAACAAGUGCUUCAGAUCCAGAAAUUUGUUGACACUAAAACACAAGGAUGUUUUCCUCAGUUGUUUCCUGUAAGUGCUGUGACCUAUUCUGGAAUCCAUCUGUUGAGAUGCUUUAUAGCAAAUAUAACAGGAAAUCUUAAGACUAAUGGCUAAUGAUGCUUGGCUAGCUGAAAACUCAACAUUUUUUAUGCCAACUGGAGUUAAACACCUAAAAUUUCAACAUUGUUUUAAAUGUUGUGUAUCUUCAAUUUGCAGAGGAUCACUUCAGCUUUCAGCCCGACAUCUUCCCACAGAAACAAUGAAUUUGGGCCUGUGAGGGAAAAGGUUUAUAAAUGAUUUAAUUAACCCGGAUACCAACAGUUUUUCCUAUUUUAACAAACUGACAAACGAGCAGCAUAUAGAAAUCCAUAAAAUGAAAACCUACUUACUACUGUGUAGAGAAGGGUUUGCCAUGUUAUUUAUUGGGCUUUGUCUUUAAAAGAAAAUGUCUACUGUGUAUAUUUCUUAAAUAUUAAAGUUGAGUAGGUAAAAAAGGAGCUACUUUUCUAUUAAGCACUGAUAGGUAGUUUAAAGAUAAAUGCUCCUAUGUAUGUCUAUAAAUUAUCUUUUUUUCCUGAGUCCUUUUCUGAAUAUUAAAAAAAAAGUAUUCUUAAUAAAAUUUCAGUCUGACCAUGCUGGAAACACCAAUAAAUUCAGGCUGGGAUCAGUCACCUUCAGGUGAACACAGGAUUCAGAAUCAGAAGACCAAAUUCAAGUUACAGUUCUAUUACUGUUUGUUUUUUUUUUAUAUGUUGGACCUUAGGUAAAUUGCUUGAUUUCUCUGAACUUCAUUUGAACUCUAACCUCACAAGUUCUUAAUAUUAAAGUGGUACUAUAUGUGAAAAAGGACAUCUGCAUAUUCUGCAUAUUUGUGAAGCGAAACUAACCCAAGAAUACAGCAAAAUUCACAGGUAGAUUUACACAGAAAACAUCUUGUCAUGGAGGAAGUAACAUUUUCUCUAGUGGAAGACAAAAAAAAACAACACACACACACACAAAACCUAGUUUUAAGUGAAAAAACGGAUUUGCAAAGAGAGAGAAAAGGGUUGAUGGGACUUAGAAUUCAUACAUUAAGAUUCAGAAUGGAAAGAUAAAGCCUUACCUUGAACUAAAUGGAAAAAUUUUUAUUAAGAUACUACUGACUGACCUAUUCAUGUAAGUGGUUUAGGUUUUCAAAGUGAGGAUGAAUAUUUAAAGGUUAUAGCAAUAGCACUAGAUGAAAAAUGAAGGCUGUAAAUGAACUUUGUGGCUUUUUUAGAAAAUUCAAUUCUGAAUAUAAAUAUUUUCAGUAGUUUUAUAGUUGAUAGAGCUGGUCUAUUUUAACCAGCAGCAUUUUAAGCUAAAAAAAGACUUUUUAUACAGGCAUUCACAAAGUAAAAUAUAUGGUAACAAUCUUUCUUAGAAGUCAUCUGUCUGCCAGUGUUACUUCACCGUUUGUCUUGGUUCUUCUAGAAACGUAGCCCAAGACAAAAGCACGCAUGUAGUAGUUUAUCUGGGAGGUGGUCCCAAGGAACAGGCGUAAUGGAGAAAUGAGACAGAAGGAAUGAAAGCUAGUCAAGGAUUCAUUGACACCACUUAAGUACUAGUGCUUGAUCUUGAGGGACCUUCUGAGGAGCCUUAUGAAAUGUGCCUCUGAAUUGUCUUUGAAGGAUGGCAACCCCACACCUCUUCCAAGUUGUACAUGCCCAAAUGCCAAGCAGUCCCUGCCAGCUUCUCAGAGGCCAGGAGGCAGGAUGUGAGAGAUCCCUGGAACAGGAGACAGGGUGGAGUUGCCCAGUCUUGCUCCAAAUUGGUUGCCAUGGCAGCAGCUAAAGUAAGAAGCCCAAGAGGAUUUGAAGUGACGCAUGGGAAGUCUCAUCCCCUUCUCUUAUAAAUGGCCUGAGUGUUCUAAUGCUACCAGAAGUUACUAAAUUGGUAUUCACUAUGAUGAUACUAUGUAUAGUUUUUAAUUUACUAGCUAAGUUAUGGUUUUAUAUAUUUUAGAUUGCACAUCUAAAAAUUCAAAACAUUAAGUUUGGAAAAUUAACUGAUAUAGAAUACUGUUUCUUAUAAAUAUAUAUAAAUUAUUUUGUGGGCA
Hipposideros armiger (great roundleaf bat) is the source of this 2773-nucleotide messenger RNA. It is a transcript of the gene GTPBP8, whose product is annotated as GTP binding protein 8. The transcript is spliced from 5 exons. Gene Ontology annotation, cellular component: mitochondrion. Gene Ontology annotation, molecular function: GTP binding; GTPase activity. Bases 46 to 810 code for a protein of 254 amino acids. The record is from RefSeq and is a predicted model, not a curated record. Lineage: Eukaryota; Metazoa; Chordata; Mammalia; Chiroptera; Hipposideridae.